Messenger RNA from Oxyura jamaicensis (ruddy duck), 3315 nucleotides. It is a transcript of the gene ADD2, whose product is annotated as adducin 2. Bases 64 to 2235 code for a protein of 723 amino acids. The transcript has 15 exons. The record is from RefSeq and is a predicted model, not a curated record. Gene Ontology annotation, cellular component: cytoskeleton; postsynaptic density; plasma membrane. Lineage: Eukaryota; Metazoa; Chordata; Aves; Anseriformes; Anatidae. Gene Ontology annotation, biological process: barbed-end actin filament capping. Gene Ontology annotation, molecular function: actin filament binding.
CCCCCCCCGGGAUUUUCAGCCUAGGAGCGGCUCCUGGUGGAGCUUUGCAGCAGGGUCGCCGGGAUGAGCACGGCCGCCAGCCCCGAGCCCCUGCCCUCGCCCCCCGCCCCGGGACCCCGAUAUUUCGACCGCUUCGCCGAGGGGGACCCCGAGUACCUGCGGGAGCGCAACAUGGCGGCCGACCUGCGGCAGGACUUCAACAUGAUGGAGCAGAAGAAGCGGGUCACCAUGAUCCUACAGAGCCCGUCUUUUAGGGAGGAGCUGGAGAGCCUCAUCCAGGAGCAGAUGAAGAAGGGGAACAACUCGUCCCACGUCUGGGCCCUGCGGCAGAUCGCCGACUUCAUGGCCACCACGUCCCCUGCUGUCCUCCCCACCUCGCCCAUGGGGCUGGCCUCCGUGACGCCCAUCAACGACCUGCACGGCCCCGAUGCGCCCGCCCUGGCCAAGGGUGAGCGGCUGAUGCGCUGCAAAGUGGGCAGCAUCCAUCGCCUGCUUGACCUCUACGGCUGGGCGCAGCUGGGGGACGCCUCCGUCACGCUGCGGGUGAGCAAGGAGCAGGAGCAUUUCUUGGUGGCCCCGCAGGGGCUGGCGUGCAGCGAGGUGACGGCGGCCAGCCUGAUCAAGGUGAACGUGCUGGGGGACGUGGUGGAGCAGGGCAACACCGGCUUCGCCCCCGACGCCCGCGCCUUCAGCUUGCACGCCGCCAUCUACGCCGCCCGCCCCGACGCUCGCUGCAUCGUCCGCCUGCACACACCGGCCACCGCGGCGGUGUCGGCCAUGCGCUGCGGCGUGCUGCCCAUCUCCCGCGCCGCCCUGCUCCUGGGGGACAUCGCCUACUUCGACUUCCGCGGGGAGGUGGAGGACGAGGCCGACCGGGUCGAGCUGCAGAAGUGCCUCGGCCCCACCUGCAAGAUCCUGGUGCUGCGCAACCACGGGGUGCUGGCGCUGGGCGACACCGCCGAGGAGGCUUUCUACAGCAUCUUCCACCUGCAGGCAGCCUGCGAGGUGCAGGUGUCGGCGCUGGCGAGCGCGGGCGGUGCCGAGAACCUCAUCGUGCUGGAGCGCGCCAAGCACCGGCCGCACGAGGUGGGCUCGGUGCGCUGGGCCGGCAGCACCUUCGGGCCCAUGCAGAAGAGCCGCUUGGGCGAGCACGAAUUCGAAGCCCUCAUGAGGAUGCUGGACAACCUGGGUUACCGCACCGGCUACACCUACCGCUACCCCUUCGUGCAGGAGAAGAGCAAACCCAAAAGCGACGUGCUGAUCCCCGCCACGGUGACGGCCUUCGUCUUCGAGGAGGAGGCCGCCCCCGUCCCCGCGCUGCGGCAGCACGCGCAGAAGCAGCAGAAGGAGAAGACGCGGUGGCUCAACACCCCCAACACCUACCUGCGGGUCAACGUGGCCGAGGAGCAGCAGGGCAGCGCCGGCAGCCAGAGGACGAAGACGACGUGGCUGAAAGCAGACGAGGUGGAGAAAGGCAGCAGCGGGACCGCGAUCCGCAUCGAGAACCCCAACCAGUUCGUGCCCCUCUACACGGACCCGCAGGAGGUGCUGGAGAUGAGGAACAAGAUCCGGGAGCAAAACCGGCAGGACGUGAAGUCGGCCGGGCCUCAGUCGCAGCUGCUGGCCAGCGUGAUCGCUGAGACGAGCCGCAGCCCCUCCACAGAGAGCCACUUGGCGAAUGCAGAGGCCAAAGACGCGUCCCGAGAGGAGCCCCCUGCCGAGCCGGAGCCCCCGAACCCCUUCAGCCAGCUCACGGACCAGGAGCUGGAGGAGUACAAGCAAGAAGUGGAGAGGAAGAAGCUGGGGUUGCACGGCGAGAAGGAUACGGCGGUGGAGGAAAGCCAGGGAUCCCCCCAAAAAUCACCCCCGGUGUCCGCGCCGCAGAGCCCGGCCAAAAGCCCGGCCCCGUCGCCCACCAAGCCCUCGGAGGGUGACAAGAAGGCGGAGGACGGCCAAGCUCCUGCCGACUCCACCACCGAGAAGGAGCCGCCGCCGGCGGUGAACGGGAAGGACGAGGAGCAGAGCACUGAGGAAAGCCAGGGCAAAGAGGGGGACAAGACAACCACCCCUGCCAACCCCAACACGGACACCCCCAAGGAGAAGAGCGAGACAGUGACCAGCAGCCCCGUCUCCCCUGAAGGCUCUCCCUCCAAAUCACCCUCCAAGAAGAAGAAGAAAUUCCGGACCCCGUCCUUCCUGAAAAAGGGCAAAAAGAAGGAAAAGAUCGAAUCUUGAGUCUCCUCCGAGGCUUCCCACCGCCGGCGCGGCCAAGCAUCUCUCUGGACGGCUCCUGCGCCGUGCGUCUGGCCGAGGCGCAGCUGAAAACACCGGAGGCUCCCGGGGUACUCCCGGCACGAGGCACCUCGUCCCCCGACACCCGCUUCGGAGGCAGCCACUGAGCUUUCGAAAGAUUGUGGCCCCCGUUUGCCGCUUGGGGAAAUACCCACUGCCAUCCCCCCGCUCCCACGAGCACUCCCUCCUCCCUCCUGGGCACGGGGUUUGUUUUUCCCCCCCGCCGCUUGUAGAGCCUCCGUGCAAAGUGGGGUGCAGCCUGGAUGCGCUUGGUUUUGAGAAAGAAAAGGGUGUUUUGUCGUCGUCGUUUUUUUUUUUAUUAUUAUUAUUGUUAACCUUUUGUUUCAAGCUCCGCUGGAUUGGCGCUGGCUUCGCCCACAGCACAGCUCUCCGCCGGGGUGAUGGGAUCGAGCAGGAUGCCGGAGGAUUGCUCUCCCCGAAGGAGAGGCCGAGGUGGUGGGGCUGGGGUCCUUCCCUUCCCGGAUUGCAAUCUUCCCCCCCCCCCAGGCCAGAGAGCUGCCUCCAGUCCCCUUCUCCUGGUGCCACGGUCUCACACGUCUGCUGCCCGGUGAAGAGCAGCGAGAUUUCACACCACCCCCCUGGGGAAGCCCCUGCCCAACUGCACCUGAGAAUGGAGAAGAAAGAAGGAAGAGCCUCGGGGAAGCGCCCGUUGUUAUUUAAAACUGAGCAAACUUCACUCACUAAGUGCUACUUCGGGAUGAACACACGCUGCCGAUUCACUUCUGUCAGAGGCACCGUCGAGGCGGCCGCCCCGGUGCCCCCGCACCGCGUCACGGGGAUGCUGUACGAGGCUGUGCCCGCCUCGGCCCCGUCGGCGAGUGCCUGUCCACGUAGAGAGCACGAGAGUCACGUCUGAAGCCGAACCGCCGCUUUUCCCUAGCUCUGGACUCCCAAGCACAAGCUGAAACCCUCCCUGGUGUUUCCUUCCCCCCUCAGCCUCGCUCACUGUGACCGUCACAACCUCCUGGCCGUGCCCCAAGGGAAGAAGAAGAAGCAGCGAUG